AUGUUUAAAAAUUGUUGCGGUUGUCCUAGUAAAAAAGGCGAAAGAAAAGACAGCAUAAAGGAAAAUUACGUGGAAAAAAAUGAAAAGGAAGAAAAGGAAACGACGAUAACGUUUGAAAUGGGUGGAAAACUUGCGUCCGCGACAAGCGAAAAUGUUAUUGCUCAAACGGAAGUUAAAAAACCGGAAAAUGAUGAAAAUUCGGACCAAGUGACAAAAAUCGUGGAAUCGUCUCAGUCGUCGAAUCGUAAAAUGUCGGGUCCGAAAAAGGCCAAACCGAGAUUGAGCAUAUCGACGGAAGUGAAAAUAAUACCGACGAAUUUUCCCGAAGAUUUGGAAGAUGUAAGAUUCGAAGAAUAUUCGGGUUUGGAAGAAAGGGAAAAAGACAAAAAAGGAAAAGAGAGUAGUAAGGAAGGCGAAGGUGAGAAAGGAAAAAAUGAGAAUGUCGUCGUCGUCGUAGGUGAUAAUAAAGACGAUGAUGAGGAUGAUGACGAGGACGACGAAAACGAACCGGAAAGUCUUUCGCUAUCCGUGAAAAACAUUGAUGGGAAAAUAAUACGAAGAUCCGUGUCGGAGGAAAGUUGUAGGAAACCAUCGCCGGAAGAAGUAGAAACGACUCGAACGGUAUCACCUUUGAGCGAUGAAGUUUUCGUGGCGGGUGAAAAAAGUCAUUUGGAAUUACCGUUAAAUAAUUUGGGUGUUAAAAUAGAAAACAUGCCCUCGGCAAUGAGUUUAAACAUUCCGGGAAAGAAACCAUUGAUAAAUGCUCAAAAAAGAGUCAGCAUGCCGGCCGUACUCCCGAAAUGGUUGUCCGAAGAGGAAGAAACGGGAGGAUCUCAAGAACCUCCCGCCACACCGGUCGCCCGGGACGAAUUAGCUCUUCGACGACAUAGAUUCUUUUCCGAACUAUUAUCCGUCGCCCAAGCUGCGAGCGAGCAUAGAGUACGAUUCGAUCCAUUUGGACCCUCGAUAGAAAUACGAGAGCCAGGAGCAUCGCACGUGAAAGAAUUUGAAAAUUUACUCAAAAGGUUAGAGGACAUAACGGUUCGAUUGGAAAAAGCGGUGCCUUUGUUGGAAAAAGGCGCGGACGCAUUGGGAAAAAGUUUCACACUCACGAAAAGCCUUGAAGAUUUUCUCGACGAACAUUUAACUCCGACGGAAAAAGAAAACAUACAACAGUUAUUGAUAAAUUCUCAGGGAACGGAUCCCGGAUCUCCGGAACAAGAAGGGGAAGAGGAAGAGGAGGAGGAGGAGGAGGAAGUAGAAGAACUCGCUAAAGAUAAUUCCGAAGAAAAAGAAGGUUUCAUAAUAAUAUCACCCGAUUCGAGUGCGGAUUUUGAAGAGUUAACGGAAAAAGAUUUGGCAUCCGUCGAAGAAGACGAAGAAGACGCGACGCAAGAACCCGAUAAAGUUCAAAGUGCGAGCGACAAAAGCGAAACUUCGACGAAUUCGCAAAACACGGUGCAUGCUCUGUUGUACGAACAAACAAACAAACAACAUCCACCUACUUACCUUAUUUCUUGUCGAAUACGUUGA
Pediculus humanus corporis (human body louse) is the source of this 1533-nucleotide messenger RNA. RefSeq names its product protein ycf2, putative. Lineage: Eukaryota; Metazoa; Arthropoda; Insecta; Psocodea; Pediculidae. The record is from RefSeq and is a predicted model, not a curated record. The transcript has 5 exons. The coding region runs from base 1 to 1533 and encodes 510 amino acids.